GAGGAACAUGAUGACUAGGCAUGCUGUCUAGAUCGACACUUUUGCCUUGUUGCACGCAAUCUUCACAAGUCUGAAAUUCUCAACUUGGCGUGCAAAGCGAUGGCGGAGGCACCGCCGAGGCGGCUGGCACGCACCCCCUCCUCCUCGGGCGUCUGGUGGAAGCUUGGCGACCCCGCAGAGUCGUCGUCGGAGGUGGAGCGGCGGCUGCGCGGCAUCGCCGAGAAGGAGGCCGCCGUCAGGGCACGCAUGGAGAGGCGCGCCGCGGGCGCCCCUGCUGUCCGCCGCAAGAUCGCCGUCACGUCGCUAAGCCUUGAGGUGGUGGCGUUGGUGUAUGGCCUAUGGACGGCGACAAGGCGGGGCAUGGGCUGGCGCAACAGGGGGCUCAAACUGCUGCUCCUGCUGCUGCUGCCUGCACUCGCCAUACCCGCCUUGGUCCUGCCGGCAUUUGCCCGGUUCCGGAACAUGCUGGACGCCAGGGACCAGCAGAAGCUGGAACGGCUUCGAGCAGAAAGGAAGGCAAAGAUCGGCCACUUCAGGGGAAGCCUCCACAAUCUGCAGAAGCUCAUAGAGAAGUACGAUCCUGAUGCUGCUGCUGCUGAUAGUGAUAAUGAGGCAGCUGCUAGCAAAAAGCUCAAGAGGACACACUCGCGAUUGAACUUCCAUGUGGGAGAUGAUUGAACCUCAUGGCUGCACACAUGCUAUUGCAUUCUGUCAAGAACGACUCCUUAUUUCCUUUUUCCAUUUUCUGUGUGUAUUAUUGGUAUAUCUUUUUACAGUGAUGCAAGUUAAUUUGUAAACUGUGAAGAUUUAGUGCCUUGUUGUGCUCUACUGUCGGUCGGUCUUGUUUCCCGGCUCGUUCAACAAUAUAUAUCUGUUCAAGUGUUUCC
Messenger RNA from Phragmites australis (common reed), 887 nucleotides. RefSeq lists its product as uncharacterized. Gene Ontology annotation, biological process: endoplasmic reticulum tubular network organization. Bases 100 to 678 code for a protein of 192 amino acids. The transcript has 4 exons. Gene Ontology annotation, cellular component: endoplasmic reticulum tubular network. The record is from RefSeq and is a predicted model, not a curated record. Lineage: Eukaryota; Viridiplantae; Streptophyta; Magnoliopsida; Poales; Poaceae.